GUAGGGACGGUACGUUCGAUUUACCGUCUCUGUGUCGGGACGCCGCGCCAAGGACUGCUGGCACCACAGGCCCGGGGAAAGAUCGAAGUCACCUUGCCGGAAGCCCAUCACGUGGUGGAUGGCCUCGAGGCUUACUCGCACGUCUGGAUUAUCUUUAUGUUUCAUCUCAACACGCGUCCGAGUCACCGAAGGAAGCAACCGACCAAAAUAUCUCCACCCGCCUUGGGUGGGCGUGGUAAGGUCGGAGUUUGGGCCACGCGCUCCCCACAUCGACCCAAUCCGAUUGGUAUCACUCUGGUGAGACUAGAUCGGGUAGAGACCGCCCCCAAAUACGUUUCCGGCCAAAAAACAGUACACGUCACUUCCUUGCAUGUGUCAGGGUUGGAUCUAGUCGACGGCACACCCGUGCUCGACGUGAAACCCUAC
Molecule: messenger RNA, 426 nt
Organism: Phaeodactylum tricornutum CCAP 1055/1
Lineage: Eukaryota; Bacillariophyta; Bacillariophyceae; Surirellales; Neidiaceae
Exons: 1
Source: RefSeq, a predicted model, not a curated record